This is a messenger RNA of Colletotrichum destructivum, 2106 nucleotides long. RefSeq names its product Putative zn(2)Cys(6) fungal-type DNA-binding domain-containing protein. Gene Ontology annotation, molecular function: DNA-binding transcription factor activity, RNA polymerase II-specific; zinc ion binding; transcription cis-regulatory region binding. Bases 1 to 2106 code for a protein of 701 amino acids. Gene Ontology annotation, biological process: positive regulation of transcription by RNA polymerase II. The transcript is spliced from 5 exons. The record is from RefSeq and is a predicted model, not a curated record. Gene Ontology annotation, cellular component: nucleus. NCBI's taxonomy places the organism in Eukaryota, Fungi, Ascomycota, Sordariomycetes, Glomerellales, Glomerellaceae.
AUGACGGCGGACGACACGGAUGCAGUAUCAGGAAGCGGCGGUGGUACCGGCAGUGCUGCUGGUGCCGGGGCGGCGAGACAGCGGCACAAGAGGACGCGGACCGGGUGUCUAAAGUGUCGCAUCCGACGGCGCAAAUGCGACGAAGGCAAACCGCAGUGCCAACGCUGUAUCGACGGCAACUUUGAGUGCCAGUACGGCCCCCGGCUGACGUUCCUGAACAAGAACGCCUUGACCGUGUCGCCGUCACCAAAGGCCGCGGACGCAGCAGCAGCAGCAGCAGCAACGCCCAAAUACUCAAGACUCCAGUUUGUCGGCCCGGGAACUUCAAAACAGAACCCCAAGGGCUUCGUAUCAUCGUCGUCGUCAUCCUCUCCUCCUCCACCGCAGAGGCCUCCAGACCCAACCGUCGCGACCGAGAUAUCACACACGCCAGCCUCUCUACCGCCGUCGCAGACACCCACACCGACAGUCUUUUCCUUCCAAGCGAACCUGCAAUCCCCGGAUCAUCCCCCGAAACUGCUGCCCCUGGAACCGAGUCUGGCGCCCACAUCUCACAACUCGCCGCCACCGCCGCCGCCACUCGUCACGCAAUGGCGGGCACGAAGCAUCGGCAGCAUCGACAGCAUCAGCCACGAGAGCCUCGCCUCGCCAGUGGGGAAGCUCGAUAUCUCGGUGCAGACGCCGGGCCGGUCUCUGAACAACGACGCCGCGUAUGAGACGGCGCUCGACGUUUUGCUGUCCCUGGGCAACGAGGGUACGGGCACAGGCACGGCGCCGUCGCCGGGUCACGGAUCCGGGCCGUAUGCUGUUGGUGGUGGUGGUGGUGGUGGUGGUAAUGGCGGCGACGGAACAGGGGUCAGUCCCCAGGACAUCAUGUCCAUCUCGCCCGCUUCGACGAGGGAGAGGAGAGUGUCUGCGGUGGCACAGGCGGCGUACGCCCCGAUACCGUCUGGCAUCCCUCAAGACCGGCUGCUGCAGUUGUUGCGGCACUUUCGAUAUCAGGUCGCGCCGUGGCUUGACUUGUGCGACAUGAGCCAGACGUUCGGUCUCUAUGUCCCUCGACUUGCCAUUGAGGACGAGCGCGUUCUUCACUGCCUCCUGGCCGUGGCGGCCGUGGCUCAACAGGCCGAGACGCGGACGCUUCUCGACGACGUCGAGUACCUCAAGUCUCUUGCUGCGGCGAGCCCUGUAUAUCCCGAGGGUGUGACCAUCAGCGAUGGCCAUCUAGCCCACUUGACGCUGUGGACGGCGUGCCAGUUCACGUCCAAUAUCCCGGACGGAUGGCAGAGUCUGUCCAUGACGAUGGGGGACGGUUUCUGGAGCGCAGCACUGGCUGAAGCAACCCCCAAGACACUUUCGAUUCUGUCUGUACUAAUACGAUUCGAACUCGCAGCCGCCCUCGUGACCGGCGCCCCUAUUCACAUCCCCGAGCAUCUACACCACCACAGCUACAACCCGAUAUCCCAGCAAUACACCUCCUCCCCGAUCGCCGAAUCCAUCUUCCAAUGCACCAUCGAGCCGCUCCUCCUCUGCGCUCAGGUCGUGAAUCUCUGCGCCGGCAGCCCUCCUCCGCGACCACGACGACCACCACCACCACCCACAGACCUCGGAGACCAUCACCCGCCUCCGUCCCCCGUCCAACGCUGGACGCAGCUCAGCGACGCCCUGGCCGCCUGGUACGCCGAGAGAGCGCAGGAGUUCCGGCCCAUGGUCGAGAUGGACGGCGACGAGAGCCUGUUCCCCGUCCUCCUCUUCACCAACGGCGCCGCCGUGCUGGCGAACCAGCUGUACCACACCGCCAUGCUGUUGCUGCUGCAGAACCGGCCGCGCACACUGCAAGCGACGGCGUCCAAGAAGUCGUCUUCCUCGUCGUCGUCACCACUAUGGCACGCCCGGCGCGUGUGCGGCAUCGCACUGAACAAUGACCGGCGCGACAGCUGGGAUCUCUGCCUCGUCGCGUCGCUGUACCUCGCGGCGCAGCGGAUGACGUACGAGCCGCAGCAGAGGGCCGUCCUCGGCUGCUUCGACCGCGUGAGGGCGUUGACGGGCUGGGACGUCGACGGGUUCGCGGCGAGGGCGCGAGAGGACUGGGGGUUGAUGAUGUAG